AUGAUUUUAUUAAAAACUAUCCCGGUUAUACGAUCUACAAAUCAACCAAUAAAAUUACAAGACACAUGGACCAGAAAAAUAAAACGCAACAAGCAAUCACCCAAGUGGAACGACUAUAAUUACAACACCAAACGACGACGCCAAUUACGACUCAACGAAAAUGCCAAUAAAGACGUUAACUACAACACCAACUACAACACCAACUACGGCACCAACGACGGCACCAAUGACUACACCAACUACAACACCAAAGACCAGAAACAACGUCACAAGUGA
This is a messenger RNA of Racocetra fulgida, 276 nucleotides long. The record is from the annotation of a GenBank genome assembly. NCBI's taxonomy places the organism in Eukaryota, Fungi, Glomeromycota, Glomeromycetes, Diversisporales, Gigasporaceae.